AUGAAAUGUGUCUUCACCCAAUGUGCUGUGGACUGUAAUGGUGUGGUGAGCAGGACUAAAGCAGAUGUGGUCGGAGGGGGAGGGUUCGGGGGUUGGGGGGGGGGGGUUGCCGGGCGGGUUAAAGGCCCUCUCCACCCUGGGUCACUCUUCUCCUCCCGGGUCGCUCCCCUCCCUCUGGGCCCUCUCCCCCCUGGGUCACUCCCCUCCCUUUGGGCCCUCUCCCCCCUGGGUCGCUCCCCUCCCUCUGGGCCCUCUUCACCCAAGGUCACUCCUCUCCUCCCGGGUCGCUCCCCUCCCUCUGGGCCCUCUCCCCCCUGGGUCGCUCCCCUCCCUCUGGGCCCUCUCCACCCUGGGUCACUCCCCUCCCUUUGGGCCCUCUCCACCCUGGGUCGCUCCCCUCCCUUUGGGCCCUCUCCACCCUGGGUCGCUCCCCUCCCUCUGGGCCCUCUCCACCCUGGGUCGCUCCCCUCCCUCUGGGCCCUCUUCACCCUGGGUCGCUCCCCUCCCUCUGGGCCCUCUUCACCCUGGGUCGCUCCCCUCCCUCUGGGCCCUCUUCACCCUGGGUCGCUCCCCUCCCUCUGGGCCCUCUUCACCCUGGGUCGCUCCCCUCCCUCUGGGCCCUCUCCACCCUGGGUCGCUCUCCUCCCUCUGGGCCCUCUCUACCCUGGGUCGCUCCCCUCCCUGUGGGACCUCUCCCUCGGGGUCACUCCCCUCCCCUCUGGGCCCUCUCCCUCGGGGUCACUCCCCUCCCUCUGGGCCCUCUCCACCCUGGGUCGCUCUCCUCCCUCUGGGCCCUCUCUACCCUGGGUCGCUCCCCCUCCCUCUGGGACCUCUCCCUCGGGGUCACUCCCCUCCCCUCUGGGCCCUCUCCACCCUGGGUCACUCCCCUCCCUCUGGGCCCUCUCCCCCGGGUCGCUCCCCUCCCUCUGGGUCACAUCCCCAGGAGAUCGCAGCUCAGACAACAAGCUGCAGCCAUCACCCACAAUGCACUGCUCCAACUCUGCUCUGCCUCCAUUUUGCUCUAACCCUGAAUCAGCGACGUCCACGGAAAGGCGACUUUGA
This is a messenger RNA of Knipowitschia caucasica, 1062 nucleotides long. The record is from the annotation of a GenBank genome assembly. Lineage: Eukaryota; Metazoa; Chordata; Actinopteri; Gobiiformes; Gobiidae.